AUGGCAACAUUCGAAUCUCCAAUUCAAACGGCAGCUCUUCAGUUCAACAGACCAAACCUGAUGACCCUCCCAUCAGAACUCCAUAUCCAGAUAAGCACAUACCUCUCCUACCCAGACGCCCUGGCCUUAAAACACAGCAGUCGCCAUUUCUACUCAAUAGUCUAUACUGGCGUACAUCUGAAAGUAGACUGGCUGCUUGAGCGUUUCGAGCGCAAACUCGAAUGUCCCAUGGAGAAAUGCUCGUUCCGCACCGAUGAGUCCUUUUGCAAUGGGCGUGUUCGUCGCAUCAUGGAGCGCCGUCGUGGGCACCUUGAGUGUCGCCGGGCUAGGGGUGGCUGUGUUGUUAUUGAUGGGGAGACUUGUCGGACAGAUUUGAUGCCUGCUUGGUUUAAGAUGCAGGGGAAGAGGAGGGUUAUGAGGUUGACCGGAACUUUGGGAAAGGAAGGUUUGUCUCUUCUUGAUGCCGCUUCUCGUUCGGUUUGA
Penicillium nucicola is the source of this 483-nucleotide messenger RNA. RefSeq lists its product as uncharacterized. The transcript has a single exon. The record is from RefSeq and is a predicted model, not a curated record. Gene Ontology annotation, molecular function: protein binding. Lineage: Eukaryota; Fungi; Ascomycota; Eurotiomycetes; Eurotiales; Aspergillaceae. Bases 1 to 483 code for a protein of 160 amino acids.